Jaminaea rosea is the source of this 710-nucleotide messenger RNA. Its product is annotated as putative GOT1-membrane protein required for ER to Golgi transport. The transcript has 4 exons. Gene Ontology annotation, cellular component: Golgi cis cisterna; COPII-coated ER to Golgi transport vesicle; Golgi membrane. Lineage: Eukaryota; Fungi; Basidiomycota; Exobasidiomycetes; Microstromatales. Gene Ontology annotation, biological process: endoplasmic reticulum to Golgi vesicle-mediated transport; retrograde transport, endosome to Golgi. Bases 107 to 526 code for a protein of 139 amino acids. The record is from RefSeq and is a predicted model, not a curated record.
GGCGACGUCGACGACGGGAACAACACACACGACUGACUUUGCAGCACGACGGAUUGGCUUCCUCCUCUUCUUCUUCUCAACACGCAACGCAGCAGAGCAAAUCAAGAUGGUCUGGCUCAACGAUCAACAAAAAAUCGGCGUCGGUCUCGUCUCUUUGGGCUCCCUCUUCCUCAUCCUCGGAAUCAUCCUCUUCUUCGAUGCUGCCCUCCUCGCCCUGGGCAACGUCCUCUUCACCUCGGGCAUUACCCUCCUCAUAGGUCCGCAGAAGACCUUCUACUUCUUUGCUCGCAAGCAGAAGAUAAGGGGUACGGUGUGCUUCUUUACGGGAAUGGUGCUCGUCUUCUUGAGGUGGACCUUCAUUGGGAUGUUGGUCGAGGGGUUCGGGUUUUUGAACCUUUUCGGCGACUUUUUCCCUGUGAUCCUCAACUUUAUGCGUCAACUCCCCUUCAUCGGAUCCUUCCUCAAUGCGCCCGGAGUAAGAGAGGUCUGCGACAAGCUGGCAGGCGCACGGACAUCGGCGGUAUAGAAGGGUAGAGAGCGAAUGAUGUGGAUGGAUUGACGCGCAUCGACAGCUGGACCAACAUUGUACCAUAGCGUACCUCUAACCCCCCUUUCGCCCUCCCAAUACCAUCGCACUUUACCACGCCACGCUCACUGACCAGCCGUGGCCCUUAGCCGGUCCAAGAGGAGCUUCCAACGCUGCCUCACGC